This is a messenger RNA of Spinacia oleracea (spinach), 3411 nucleotides long. RefSeq lists its product as uncharacterized. The transcript is spliced from 7 exons. Bases 1 to 3411 code for a protein of 1136 amino acids. The record is from RefSeq and is a predicted model, not a curated record. Lineage: Eukaryota; Viridiplantae; Streptophyta; Magnoliopsida; Caryophyllales; Amaranthaceae.
AUGGAUACAAAGAAAGUGACAAAGUCACAUAUUCCAGCAGAGAGUGCACCUGCACGCAUUGAAAUUUCCACUGAUAAUAAGGCUAUGGAAAAUGAGUCUAUGGCACGACGAAAACGUGGAAGGCCAUUUGGUUCAAAAGAUUCUAAGCUAAGAAAAGUAAAGAGGCCUGAUGGAUUAACAAAUGAAAUCAAUAUUGACCCUGCAAAAGAAGGUCAUGAAAGACCAAAUGAAGAGGAAAAUAUAGAUAAAGAUGAUCCUCCUAAAGAGGAGGAAGAAAAUCAUAAGAAACAUGAUUGGCCAAAACGGAAAGAGGCAAUUCAGGCAGAAUUGAAAUCCCUUGAAAAUCGAGAAGUUUUUGGAAAAAUAUCCACUACACCAAAGGGUGUAAAACCUGUUGGACACAAAUGGGUAUUCGUGAGAAAAAGAAAUGAGAACAAUAAGGUUACAAAGUACAAGGCAAGGCUAGUUGCCCAAGGUUUUUCUCAAAUAUCAGGGAUUGAUUAUGAGGAGACAUAUUCUCCGUUCAAUUCAUUAGCUAGAUGGUUUAAGAGUGUGACAAUUAGUAGGGUGGGAACUGGAGUACAGACUAGGAAGGAAGUUGCAAAUAGCAUGGAUAAUGAUAGGAGUUUGAUGCAUACACAAGGGUUGAGCAAUCGGCUACAACCAACUUAUCAAAAUGGUGUUAAAAAUUUUCUCGAUUUUGCUUUCAAAGACACAAUCCCUAAUACCGGGGCUAAGAAAAGGUGUCCUUGUUUGAAGUGUCGAAAUUACAUCGACCAUGAUCGAGAGACAAUGUGGGCUCAUCUUUUCCGAGUAGGAAUGGAUCCCGACUAUAAUCCGUGGAUAUUCCAUGGAGAAGAACAACUUGACAUGGGAAACAUGGAAAUGUCCGAGGAGGAAGGUGAUUUGUUUGAUGAUGAAGAUCCUCUUGUAUCCGAGGAGAUGGUUGCUUUGGUGCAUGAUGCCACAAAUGUAGUGCCCGAGAAUUUGAAUGAUAGAGAUGAAGAGGAUAAAGACCAUGCCGAAAUUCCUGAUAAGUUUUAUAGGUUAAUGAAAGAUGCAGAAGAAGAAUUAUUCUCGGGUUGUAAAACCUUUUCAAGGUUGGAGUUCAUCGUAACUCUCUUACAUCUCAAGGUUAGUGGACAUUGGCCUGAGAAGACAUUUACUUUGCUUCUUAGUGUGUUACAUAAGGCCUUCAAUUAUGAUCCUAAAUUUCCAAAGAGCUCCCAUGAAGCCCAGAAGUACACAAAAGAUCUUGGGUUGAAUUAUGUGAAGAUCCAUGCUUGUGUAAAUCAUUGCAUCUUUAUAGAAAGGAGUAUGAAAAUGCCGAUUCAUGCCCUACUUGUGAGGAGUCCAGAUGGAAAGAAGGUAGUGGUGAAUUUGAUGAUAGUGUCACAUUUUUCGGAAUCUCAAGGGACCUCACAACGGAUUCCUAGAAUACCUCGUCUAGUUCUUCGUCAUUUUCCUUUAGUUCCUAGGCUUCAAAGGCUUUUUAUGUCUUCAAAAAUUACUAAGCACAUGAGAUGGCAUAAGGAUAGGAAGCGAGUUGAUAAGGACGUAUUAAGGCAUCCAUCUGAUUCAAAGGCAUGGGAGAAGCUCGAUGAUUCAUUUCCUGGUUUGGCAAAAGAUCCACGUAAUGUGAGAUUAGGUCUUUCAACUGAUGGUUUCAAUCCUGGUGCACAUUUAGGCACUAAGUGCAGUAUAUGGCCAGUCUUUUUAGUGCCAUAUAAUCUCCCAGCAUGGAUGUGUAUGACAAGUCCUUACAUCAUGCUAUCACUCUUAAUUCCUGGUCCAAAGUCCCCCGGAAAUGAUAUAGAUGUGUUCUUGGAGCCGUUGAUCGAUGAAAUUCAAGAGUUAUGGGAAGUUGGGGUCAAAACUUAUGAUUCACAUAGUCGCCAAAAUUUUAAUAUGAAGGCAUCGCUAUUGUGGACAAUGAGUGAUUUUCCUGCUUACGGGAAUCUGUCUGGUUGGAGUACUUGUGGUAAACUUGCUUGCCCAACAUGUUAUAAGCAUACUUGGCACAAGCGGUUAAAGCAUGGAUCGAAAGAAUGCUUUAAAGGUACUCGUAUGUUCUUGGAACCCGAUCAUAGGUGGAGAAAUGACAAGAAAUCUUUUGAUGGGGAAAAGGAGAGACGACCACCUCCAAUUCUUUUGUCAGGGGAUGAGAUAUUAGAGGCAUUUGAUGGUGUCCCAAAUGUGAUUUUUGGGAAGAAGCGAAAGAGAACCGAUCGAUACUUGUUUGACCAAUGGAAGAAGUUGAGCAUCUUCUUUAGACUUCCUUAUUGGAGUAAGCUUUUGAUAAGACACAACUUAGAUGUCAUGCAUAUUGAAAAGAACAUUUGUGACAGUAUAUUAGGAACAAUACUUGAUAUUCCUAAUAAGACAAAAGACACCUUGAAAGCUCGAAAGGAUUUUAAGGAGAUGAAUGUGCAUCAUAAUUUAAUUCCUAUUAAGAUAGGUGAUAAAUAUGCCAUCCCUAGAGCACCAUAUCAGUUGACAUCUAUAGAGAGGCGUAAAGUAUUAGAGUUCUUGUCCAAGGUUAAAGUGCCAGAUGGUUACUCUUCUAACAUAGCUCGAUGUGCAAGUAUGGAAGUUGGAAAAAUAUCAAACAUGAAAAGUCAUUAUUGUCAUGUGUUCUUGCAAGAUUUGCUUAAACCGGCAUUUCAAGGUAUCUUACCUAAGGAGGUGCUAGAACCUUUGGUUGAGCUUAGCUUAUUUUUUAAGCAGUUGUGUUCUAAAACUCUAAAAAUUGAUGUGUCAGAGAAGAUGGAAAAGAGUAUUGCAAUUACUCUUUGCAAGCUUGAAAAGGUAUUUGUUCCGGCUUUCUUUGAUAUUAUGGUCCACCUUCCAAUCCACUUGGCCAAUGAGGCCAAGAUAGCUGGCCCAGUGCAAUAUCGUUGGCAAUAUCGGUAUGAAAGAUAUCUAAAUGGGAUUGAGACCAAGUUCAAUUGCAUGAGUAGAAAUGACAUGGAUAGGCAAGAAUCUCUGUUGUUUAAGUUAUCAGUUUUCCAAAAGAAGGGGAAUCCACUAGGCAAAAGAACAUUUAAGCAAUUGAGCUUUUUGGAUUGGAAGAAAGCUCAAUUAGAGUACACCACUAUACAUGGGCCAAAGCCAAGUCUAGUUGAUUGGUUUCGAUAUCAGAUUUGGAAGCUUUACACGGAGGGGGGCCCAAGAGUAACAACUGAGUUACUAUCAUUGUCACGAGGCCCGAGUAAGAGUGUGAAAAGCUAUCAAGGAUACUAUGUAAAUGGGUAUCGCUUUCACACUAAAAAGCGUCAAAGAAGGCGAAAGACGCAAAAUAGUGGAGUAAUUGUUAAAGGAGAUGCAGAGAGUGGAGAAAAUGACUUCUUCGGGGUUUUGAAAGAAGUCAUAGAACUUGAAUAUGAUGCACCAAAUAGUGGGGAUACAUAA